Molecule: messenger RNA, 5257 nt
Organism: Anopheles stephensi (Asian malaria mosquito)
Lineage: Eukaryota; Metazoa; Arthropoda; Insecta; Diptera; Culicidae
Product: collagen alpha-1(I) chain-like
Exons: 7
Coding region: 256-4938 (1560 amino acids)
Molecular function (GO): extracellular matrix structural constituent
Source: RefSeq, a predicted model, not a curated record
AAAAGUUCAGUUGUUCGGGUGGUGUUAUCAUGUGCAGACUGGAAGCUGACUCCACCCCAAGUGCUUAAGUAUCGGAGAAAGGAAGUGUGUGAAGAACCCUGUGAAUAUAGCGGUGCGGACUGUGGUGCGGUGUUUGCCCCACUGAGUGUUCUUGGUGGGACUGACUCUGAAGAUAUCCGAAAGGACGUGCACAGCCAUGUGCUAAGGGACGGUCCUACAAAACCCGCAAGGAGGAUAAGCCCAAACACCACCACCAUGAAGUUCCGUCUCGGACGUCCGCUACUGCUGGCGGUGUUCUUUAUCAUAGUGCUAGUUGCCGAUCAGAUACGAUGCGACGAUGAACCGGCAACGGAGUCGGUCAAACCGGCGAAAAGAAAGUCAAAAAAGAGUAAAACGAAGAAAUUGGCUACGAAAAAUCUGAAAAAAGUGCGCCCCGAUCGUCCGCAGGCUGAUCGGCCGCAGGCACAGGCACCGGAAUACGAUUCCGCGUACGAUUAUGGGGACAACUACGACUACGGAACGGAUCCCGAUUAUGAUGGUGACAAUGCGGGAGCUCGCAAUCCAGAUGCUAGCUUCCGACAGCCAGAUGACGAGAUCCCACGCGUGUCGACGACAACGACCACCACCACGACCCGGGCACCCGAGCCGGAAUCGAUCGUACAACCCUUCACGUGCUACCACGAAGGCAAGUGGUACCGGGAGGGGGAGGUGUUCCAAUCCGGAUAUCAAGGUUGUGCCACGUGCCGCUGUCGCAAUGGUUCGAUACAGUGCGAUGAAGCCGAUUGUCCACGGAACAUACCCACCACAACAACCACGACCACUACCACGACCACCACCACCGAGCAGCCAGAGUUCGAUGCGUCGGCUGUUGGCAAUCGUCUGCCGGCAGCUCCAUCCGGCGAGCCAGGCAUCCCGGGUGAAGCAGGACAACCGGGUAUCCCAGGAACUCCCGGUAUUCCUGGACCACCGGGACCUCCGGGUCCAGCACCUGAUCUAACGUUCUACACUCAACAGCUGCAAGAAACGAUGGGUGGAGCGGAUAAAGGUCCUGGCCCGGAAAACUUCCAGUUCAUGCAAGCUCAGGUCGGCCCGGUUGGUCCACGAGGUCCGCCCGGUCCAACUGGUGCUACGGGUCCGCAGGGUUUCCAAGGAUCGCGCGGUGAACCGGGUGAAACGGGACCACCGGGAGUUGGUGGACCACCAGGACCGCGUGGGUUACCCGGUCCUCCCGGCAAGGAUGGUGCUGCCGGAGACGAUGGUGAAGUUGGACCACAGGGGCCUGUGGGUCUACCGGGACCACGAGGAUUACCUGGAAUGCCUGGAGUGCCUGGGCUGAAAGGACAUCAGGGACUGCCAGGACCGGAAGGUAUGAAAGGCGAAACUGGAUCAGUCGGUGAGAAGGGAUCGGUCGGAGCUACAGGACCGGCGGGAGUUCCUGGAGCAGUUGGACCAGCAGGACCUCGAGGAGAACGAGGACGUGAGGGUCCUCCAGGACCACCUGGAUUGAGAGGCAUCGAUGGAAUUGCUGGACCUCCGGGACCACCGGGCCCCGUUGGUAAACAAGGACCACCCGGCUUUCCCGGAAGCAACGGAGCCAAGGGAGACAUGGGAGGUGCUGGUCCGAAAGGUAGCCAAGGUCCGCAAGGACCGCGGGGCGAAUCUGGACGCCCAGGCCAGCCGGGAGAACCAGGUCUGAAUGGUCCACCGGGUAAGGAUGGAGUGUCCGGAGAGAAGGGAAGUCCUGGAUCGCCUGGAAUUGCAGGCCCACCUGGGUUCCCCGGUCCUCGCGGUGCACCGGGAGCCAACGGAAGUCCGGGAGAUGCCGGCUCAAAAGGUGAACCGGGUCUACCGGGAGAGCGAGGAUACAAGGGAGAAGCAGGCAUUAAGGGUGAAGCUGGCAUUCCCGGACCUCGUGGUCUCCCGGGUGCAGUUGGACCGGAAGGAAAGCGAGGCAAACGGGGCAUGAAGGGACCGACUGGACUUCCUGGACCACAGGGAGAACGUGGUUUACCUGGAUCUCCUGGGCUCCCUGGUCCCGAUGGCGCACAAGGUGUUAAGGGACAGUCUGGAGAUCGGGGUGCGAUGGGCCCUCAGGGUCCGAAGGGAUCGAGCGGUGAUCCGGGACCACCGGGAGCACCAGGUAUUCAAGGUUUGCGUGGACAACCGGGACGAUCGGGUGCGCAGGGCAAGGCCGGUACACCAGGAGAGCGUGGUCUGCCCGGCGCCGACGGUAAAGUAGGUGAGCCUGGACCGCAAGGUUUGCAAGGAUUGCCCGGACCAAUGGGAUUGCCAGGUGACAAAGGAUUCACGGGAGAGCCUGGAAAGGACGGUGAUAUUGGACCUCCGGGACCAGUCGGUCCGCGAGGUGAUGCCGGUAAGGACGGACCUCCAGGAAUUUCUGGACCUCCUGGCCCACCUGGAAACGACGGUGAUAGAGGUCCACCGGGUACGCCUGGCCCGAGAGGAUUCCAAGGCUUACCUGGAACACCUGGCAACCCCGGAGCACAAGGAAAGGAUGGACAGAACGGACCGCCCGGACCUACAGGGCCCGCUGGACAGCCAGGAAUUCGCGGUGAACGCGGCUUCCCUGGGGAAAGAGGACCGGUCGGAACACCUGGAACACCGGGUCUGCGAGGAGAGCCUGGAGCGCAAGGAAACGAUGGACCACCGGGAUCACCGGGACCGAACGGUAUGAAAGGACAUCAAGGAGCACCUGGUAUGGUUGGUCUUCCAGGAUUGCGUGGACCAGCGGGACCAGCUGGAGAUAAAGGAGAGCGAGGUAGCUCUGGCCCACCUGGACCAGAGGGACCUGCUGGACGCGUUGGAGAACGAGGACUUCAGGGACCGAUGGGUCCUCCAGGACCUCCGGGAGAACCGGCUGAAAAGGGUGAGCCAGGCACUCCAGGCAUUUCCGGCGAGCCAGGAGCACCAGGGGCAGUUGGCGAACGUGGUGCUGUCGGACCGCAAGGUCUGCAAGGAUUCCCUGGCCCGCAGGGUCCGGUUGGCACUCCGGGAGCGAAGGGUGAUCGAGGAAAUAUGGGUCUGAAGGGUGAACAGGGUAACUCUGGACUGCCAGGUGUACCGGGUGAGCCUGGCCCACAGGGUUUGAUUGGCUUGACUGGAUCAAAGGGAGCACGUGGAGAACCCGGAUUACGGGGAGAAACGGGACCGAUGGGAACACCAGGACGACCAGGAGAUCAAGGCCCAAUUGGUCAAACUGGCAAUCCAGGAGCUCCGGGAACACCGGGCACUCCAGGUUUGAAAGGAAAUCCAGGAGAUACUGGUCGACCAGGAAACCCGGGUCCUCCUGGUAUGCCCGGACAGCAGGGCGCGGAAGGAAUCAAGGGUGAAGCAGGCAGCGAUGGACCUCCAGGUGCACCAGGAAAUCAAGGUCCCCAAGGCGUACCGGGCGAUCGUGGUCUACCUGGCCUUCCGGGUCCGAGCGGGGCUCAGGGAUUGCGAGGAAUGCGUGGAGCUGCUGGUGAACCCGGUACCCCCGGUAAGCCAGGCAGUGAUGGCCCACCGGGUACACCGGGACCACUCGGACCGCCGGGACCUCCCGGACCGACGGGUGAUACUGGACCUGAAGGAGCACCUGGCAAGCAAGGCCCGCCCGGAAUCGCUGGACGCACUGGUGACAAGGGACCGAUCGGUAACCCUGGUACACAGGGCACUCCCGGUGCACCAGGACUACCAGGACCCCCGGGACCGCAAGGUCCUCUCGGACAGACUGGUGAACGAGGAUUACGAGGUGAAACCGGCCCUCAAGGUGUCGACGGUCCCCCGGGACCUCGUGGCAAACCGGGUCCUCCCGGUUUGGAAGGUGCGAAAGGAGAGAACGGAGAACCAGGGCUCAAAGGUACCAAGGGUCAUCGAGGACUUAUCGGUCUGCAAGGUUUGCCCGGUCCUGCGGGUCCUCCAGGUGAUAAGGGUAACGCAGGCAAUGAAGGACCCGCCGGUAAACCCGGUGAUGCUGGCCCACGUGGACCACCCGGACGGGACGGAUCUCCAGGACCUCAGGGAAUGCUCGGAAUGGCUGGUCCCCGCGGUCCACCUGGAAACGAUGGUAAAAAUGGGCAGCCCGGCCAGCCUGGUCCACCGGGUCCUCCUGGACCGCCGGGAGAUGGUGUUGGAUACGAUGCUGCUGCUUUGGCUGCCCUUCUUGGCCAUGGUCAAAUGAGCAACACUAAGGGUCCAGACCCGAACAUGGGCGAUGAGCCGAUGAAUCUGGGCCGCGUGUUCGAGCUGACCGACGAGGAACGCCAGAAGCUCGUUGAGAACGCGUACGAGAAGCUGAAGUCCGCCUUCGCUACCUUCAAGAAACCGGACGGUAAACAGACCUCUCCGGCAAAGACCUGCAGGGAUCUGUUCGCCGCACAUCCUGAGUUUACCUCCGGACACUACUGGAUUGAUCCGAAUGAGGGCGAUGCGCGGGACUCGAUUCUUGUGUACUGUGACGCAGACAAGAAGGCUUCCUGCAUACUUCCGCAGCCUCUCCGCACCAAAGAGCUUUCAUACGAUGGUGACGAACAGGAAGUUUGGUUGGGCGAGCUGAAGGAUGGCAUGAAGAUCAGCUACAAAUCGGACAGCAAUCAGAUCGGGUUCCUGCAGCUACUAUCGGCAAGUGCCUCCCAGAACGUUACCUACCACUGCCGAAACAGUGUUGCGUUCUACAACAAGGAGAAGAACAGCUAUCGCCAGAGUCUGAAAUUCCUCGCCUGGAACGAUGCAGAACUAACGGCCCGAGGUCCACAGCGACUGCGGUACGAAGCGCUACAGGACGACUGCCAGCACAGAACGGCCCAUUACAGCCAGUCGGUGCUAAGCUACAGUACCGACAAACCAAUGCGGCUACCCAUCAUCGAUAUAGCGAUCCGGGACGUGGGUGAGCAACAUCAGCAGUUCUGGAUCGAGGUUGGAGCCGUGUGCUUCCAGUAGACGGGACUAGGCGAAGAGUGCGGGAGCAAGAGAUGAGAGGGGUUAUGGGGGAAACGGGUAAUAGCAACAAACGAACGAAUGGUGAUGCUGGCAAUGAAGCGAUUGUGAUGACUAUUUCCUUUAGGGAACAGGGAUGUCGAUUCCUCUUCGUGCUUUAAACUUCACAGAUGAUGCAAAGAUCGUCCUGAGCCGUGGAACAUCUAGGUGGAAGGAUCUUUGCCUGGUCUGUGGGAAGUUAGGAAGUGCGUGCGCGUGUAUGUGUGUGUGUACAAAAAAAUGGAGUAAUAAAAUAAUUUAAUGGUAACGUGAUUUCAAAAAA